Amphiprion ocellaris (clown anemonefish) is the source of this 7373-nucleotide messenger RNA. It is a transcript of the gene ca16b, whose product is annotated as carbonic anhydrase XVI b. The transcript is spliced from 29 exons. Gene Ontology annotation, molecular function: protein binding; protein tyrosine phosphatase activity. NCBI's taxonomy places the organism in Eukaryota, Metazoa, Chordata, Actinopteri, Pomacentridae. Gene Ontology annotation, biological process: protein dephosphorylation. The record is from RefSeq and is a predicted model, not a curated record. Bases 638 to 4858 code for a protein of 1406 amino acids.
CCGGUAGGAUGGGAUCAGACCAGCAGCAGCCACAUAUCCCUGCACGCCUGACCGCUAGUCUACUUCCUGGAUGGAAGAAUGGGACGUUUCCAGUUCCACUUUUUUCCCUCCUCCGUCUCGCUGACGCCGCGGAUAAUCACUUAAUAAUGACCACGUGUGAUCAAUAUAAUUCGACCACUUUUUUCCCUCUCCUCUCCUCUGCGCUCCUGUAGUUAAAGACAGCGAUUGAUCGAAGAUUGACACCCCCCCCCCCGCACACACACAGAUCUGCACACUUCGGGAAUGUCGCUAUCUGGAGAGCCGCUGCAGACACGGAGGAGUCCAACAACAGAUUUUGAAGUGUUCGUGCACAGCCGUAGUGUGCGCAGCGUUUUAUUCCUCGAAGCUAAAAGCAGCCUGUGUUCGGACCGGAGGCGAAUACAUUUGUCUUUUUGAGAGAAAAAAAAGGAAAAGAAAGAAAGCAGCACCACUGACUGUAGCUCCCACCAUUUACUUUGAUGCUCCAGCUCCGAGGCUGCUGUGCCAACUUCGCUUCGACAGUGUGAUUUUUUUCCCCCCUCUCUCUAAAGGAAGAAGAAGAAAAGACACAAACUUUGUCACCCGUUGCCUUCUUGUUGCUCUCGAUGAGUAGUCUAACAUGCGGAGGAUACGGGAACCGAGUUACUGGUGGAUUUUAUCCUUAAUGUUUUUAACCUUGCCCGAACACAAAGACUGUCAACCCGUUGCAUCGGGUGGUCAACCUCACCACAGUGGAGGCGGCCAUCAUGGAAGCACAGGUGUAAUGAGGGAGAGGAGGACAGCUGGUGACCCCUACUGGUCCUAUUCAGGAAGCCAUGGACCUCGAGGCUGGGCAACCUUAUACCCAGAAUGUGCUGCAAACAACCAGUCACCUGUGGACAUUGCAGAUGAACAAGCUCUAGUUUCGGAGGAGUACCAGGAGCUGGUGCUUGACAAGUUCAACACUGAGUCCUCCAACCAGACCACCAUGAAGAACACUGGAAAGACAGUUGCUGUUCUCCUGAAGGAUGACUACUUUGUAAGAGGUGCUGGACUGCCUGGACGCUUUAAGGCUGAGAAGAUGGAGUUUCACUGGGGCCAGACUAAUGGAACAGCAGGCUCAGAACACAGCAUAAAUGGCAGAAGAUUCCCUGUAGAGAUGCAGAUCUACCUUUACAAUUCGGAUGACUUUGACAGCCUCAGCGCUGCCAUCAAGGAAAGACGCAUCAUUGCUGCCAUGGCUGUCUUUUUUGAGCUUGGGCAAAAAGACAACCCAGCUGUGGAUCCUAUCAUCCAGGGAUUGAAAGGAGUAGUGCAUCAUGAAAAGGAGACCAACCUGAGGUCGUUCAUCUUGAGGGAUCUGCUGCCAUCAUCAGUGGACAGUUAUUACCGAUACACUGGCUCUCUGACCACUCCGCCCUGCAGCAAGGUAGUGGAGUGGAUCAUCUUCUCCAGGCCUGUGUAUCUGUCCCACUCACAGCUGGACGCUUUUUACUCCAUCUUUACAACGGAGCAGCAGGACCAUGUCAAGUCUGUGGAAUACCUGAGGAACAACUUCAGGCCCCCGCAGGACCUGGAUAACAGGAAGGUUUUUAAGUCGGCGGUAAAAGAUGCAUGGCAGCGAGAUUUGACUGAGAUCAUUGGAAGUCCUCACAGCACCGAGGCUUCAAGAGUGUGCAGCAGUGCCCCAGUAAGUAUGAAGAUCCAGCCAUUGAACCAGACAGCACUGAUGGUGAGCUGGGACCGGCCUCUGACCGUGUACCACCCCCCCAUCACCAGCUACAUGGUCUCCUACAGCUGGGUGAAACGUGAUGUUCCUGAUGAAAAGACCUUCACUAAGACUGGCGACCAGAGCAUGAAAGCCGUCAUCACUGAUGUGUCCCCUGAAGUCCUGUAUCUGUUCAGAGUGCAGGCAGUAUGUCAGCAUGACCUGCGCAGUGAUUUUAGCCAAACACUGUUAUUCAGAGCCAAUACAACAAGAAUAUUUGAAGGGUCUCGUAUUGUGAAGACUGGGAUGCCCACGAUUUCUCCAGCAUCCUCAGCCGACAUGGCUCCCAUCAGCUCUGGUUCCUCCACUUGGACGUCCUCUGGUAUCCACUUCAGCAUCGUCUCUAUGGCAACAGGGAUGGGCCCCUCGUCUAGUGGCAGCCAGGCCACAGUGGCAUCAGUGGUGACAAGCACCUUGCUGGCAGGCUUAGGUGUUGGCGGAGGGGUCAUCUCUUCCCUGCCCAGCUCUGUUUGGCCCACACAGGCGCCUCAAGCCACUCAGAACCCCACACGUCCGUCUGCCUCACCUGCAAAGUCCAGCACAGAGCAGGCAGCACCUCAGGGCUCGGAGACAGACAGCCCAGCUGACAAGAACCAGGCUGCACGUGAGGGGGAAGAGGAGGAAGAGGAGGGCGAGAGAGAGGGAGAGCAGGAAGAGGAAGAGGACGAGAAGAAGAGAAAGAGCAAGACUGCACCUAAUAACGAGGAAAAACAAGCGAACAGCACUGUGGCCAAAGAGCCUUUAAUCCCCACCCCCGCAUCCACAGCCAAAGAGAAAGGAGAAGGGAAACCGACGGUUAAAGGUAUCACAGUGCCUCCAAGCACUGGUGAUGACCAGUUGGUCAGCAUGGAGACGAAACCCACAGAUGUAAAUGCAGUCUCCACUCAGGAGCCCCGUAAUGACAGUGCAGAGAUGCAGAUUCCCCAGAGCUCUACACUGUCUCCAAAGAGUGGUAAUGGGAACAAAAUCUGGCCUUUCUCUGUCCACACCGACAGAACCAUCUUGUCCAACGUGACACGGACCUCCCAGCCAGGGAUGGGCAGGAUGGUGUGGAUUGUCCCCUUGGUGGUCGUGUCUGCUCUCACUCUGCUGUGCCUCAUCAUGCUGCUGAUUGUGAUGGUCUACUGGAGGAGAUUUUUCCAGACAGCUCACUUCUAUGUGGAGGACAGCAGCUCUCCACGGGUGGUGGCCAAUGAGAAUAUCCCAGUCAUCCCUAUACCAGAUGACAUGGAGGCCAUCCCUGUUAAGCAGUUUGUCAAACACAUCAUGGAGCUCUACAAGAACAACAUGCAAGGAUUCGCUGAGGAGUUUGAGGAGGUCCAACGCUGCACAGCCGACCUGAAAAUCACAGCAGAACAUUCCAAUCAUCCCGACAACAAGCACAAAAACAGAUACAUCAACAUUGUGGCCUAUGACCAUAGCAGGGUGAAAUUACGAGCUUUGGCAGGGAAAGAUGCCAAGCAUUCGGAUUACAUCAAUGCCAACUAUGUCGAUGGUUACAACCGGCCCAGAGCUUACAUAGCUGCUCAAGGUCCUCUAAAGUCUACAUUCGAGGACUUUUGGAGGAUGGUGUGGGAGCAGAACACUGGAAUUAUUGUUAUGAUCACAAACCUCGUGGAAAAAGGCAGAAGGAAAUGUGACCAAUACUGGCCGACAGAGAACAGCGAGCAGUAUGGAAACAUUGUUGUGACACUGAAAAGCACUAAAGUGCAUGCCUGUUACACACUGCGCAGAUUCCUUAUAAGGAACACUAAAGUUAAAAAGGGUCAGAAGGGGAAUCCGAAAGGGAAGCUAAAUGAGCGCAUUGUGGUCCAGUAUCACUACACUCAGUGGCCUGACAUGGGAGUGCCAGAGUACACCCUCCCUGUCCUCACCUUCAUCAACCGCUCAUCAGCGGCUCGUACUGCAGACAUGGGCCCUGUCCUGGUGCACUGCAGUGCAGGGGUUGGGCGCACAGGAACAUACAUUGUCAUUGACAGCAUGCUGCAACAGAUCAAGGACAAAAGCACAGUUAGCGUCCUGGAUUUUCUCAAACAUAUCCGCACACAACGCAACUACCUAGUCCAGACUGAGGAACAGUAUGUUUUCAUCCACGAUGCUCUGAUGGAGGCAAUCCUGAGCAGAGAGACAGAGGUGCCUGCCUGGCAGCUGCACAGCUAUGUCAACAGCAUCCUCACGCCCAACUCAACAGGCCGCACACGGCUGGAGAAGCAGUUCAGGCUGCUGACUCAGUGCAACACGCGUUUUGUGGAGUGCUUUAGCGCCCACAAAGACUGCAACAAGGAGAAGAACCGCAAUUCCUCAGUGGUUCCUUCGGAGCGAGCAAGGGUUGGACUCACCACUCUGCCUGGCAUGAAAGGAACAGAUUACAUUAAUGCAUCCUACAUAAUGGGCUACUACAGGAGUAAUGAGUUCAUCAUUACCCAGCAUCCAUUGCCCCACACCACAACAGACUUCUGGAGGAUGAUUUGGGACCAUAACGCUCAAAUUAUUGUCAUGUUGCCUGACAACCAGGGCCUGGCUGAGGAUGAAUUUGUUUACUGGCCAAGUCGGGAAGAGGCCAUGAACUGCAUCGCCUUCACGGUCACACUCAUAAGUAAGGACAGACUCUGCCUCUCCAAUGAGGAGCAGAUCAUCAUCCACGACUUCAUCUUAGAGGCUACACAGGACGACUAUGUUCUGGAGGUGAGACAUUUCCAGUGCCCUAAAUGGCCAAACCCUGACUCCCCUCUCAGCAGCACCUUCGAGCUCAUCAGUGUCAUCAAGGAGGAAGCCAUGACUAGAGAUGGCCCCACCAUCGUACAUGACGAGUAUGGAGCUGUGUCAGCGGGGAUGCUCUGUGCCCUCACCACGCUGUCCCAGCAGCUGGAGAAUGAAGGAGUCGUCGACAUCUAUCAGGUGGCGAAGAUGAUCAAUCUCAUGAGGCCGGGAGUCUUCACUGAUAUAGAGCAGUACCAGUACCUUUACAAAGCCAUGCUCAGCCUGGUCGGUAACAGAGAGUGCAGCCUGAGCCCCAUGCACAUGGACACUAAUGGGGUGGUGGUGAUUGCAGACGAGUCGGACCCUGCGGAGAGCAUGGAGUCGCUCGUCUGAGGACAUUCUUACAGGCACUUAAUUUGUAAAAUUCUGAGGCCUUUUUUGCCAGACUAUUGAUUAAAUGAAUAACCUUAUUACUUUUUAUACUGAUGAAAGUUUUUUGAUAUUUAUGUUUUUGUCCUUUACUUCUUGUCUUAAACGUUAUCCUGCUGAGCGUUUGCACCUGUUUUAAGUUGACAUGAGGAAAAAGCAGCUCUGUCCAGUUUGCACUAUACUAUCAGUGUUACUGCCUAAAUCCAGUGAGUGAAAAUUCUUCACAGUUCCAACCUGGUAUCACGACAAAAAAACAAACAAAACAAAACUGGGAUCUUGGACCGUAUAUUGAGACAAACCUGCUGAAGCAUGAAGACCAGGACGAGUGAAGGCCAUCCACUUCCGAUCAUGUCUCAAAACAGAAACAUCAUAGCAUAGCCCAGCAUGCAUUAUGCCACUUUGUCACUUCAAUCAAACUAACUGUUCUGAGGCCCCGCUGCACAUGGGUGAAGCUUUUUAUCACACGUGAAGAGACUCAUACCUGCCUAUAUAUUAUUGUCCCAGUAUCUCACUGCUGUCUUGUAAAAUGUACUUAUGGCUUAUUUUCUUGAAGUGUGUUACAACAUCUAAUGUGAACAUUUAUUGCUUUUUACAGGGAUUUAUAUUGUUAUAUUGUUUUGUAAUAUAUAUAUAUAUACACAUAUAUAUUAUAUCCUUAACAGCCAACCAAGUUUUUUUUUUUCUUUGUACUUUUGCCUAUCUGUCCACUGGCCUUUGAUGUAGAUUAAUAUUUUUGGAGCUUCUGAAGCCUACAGAUCUCCAGACACAUUUUUUUCCAGCGUUCCUUUCAGCUUUUUUAACCUCAGUGGUCAAAGCUCAGUUGUUAACACAUGUAGUAGGUAUCUGUACUGACACAAUGCAAUGCCCGCAUGAAGUAUUCACCCUAUACAAAGUUUUUCAUGUUUUAUUUUACAGCUUUGAAUCACUGUGGAAUCAUUUAAGAUUUAGAUUUCUCACCAAUUUAAAAAAUACAAUAAUGUCAAAGUAAAUAUUUCAAAUGUUACCAGAUUCAUUCAAAUUCAUUUCAAAUCAUAAAAUUGAUUGCACAAGUAUUUGCUCCCUUCAAGGCCGUGUUUUGCAGUUUUGGCAACAUUUCUAACUUUGGUUAUUUGAGGAUAGGUCAGCUUUGAGCAUCUCACUACUGUAGUUUUUGUUUCCUCGGUCAAUCAAUCAAACUUUAUUUAUUUAUUUAUUUAUUGAGCAUUUUUCAUACAGUUAAAAAAUGCAACACAAAGUGCUCAAGCACUGCUUAUUUUUUUAGACUUUACCACUUAUUCUGGACUGUACUGAGGUUUAGAUUCUGACUUUGGCCCCCCAGGACAUUAACAUUAUUGUUUCAAAGACGUUCCUGUUUCUUGGAAAAAUAAAUCUUCCUGCAGGAAUUCUUUAUAGUUCACAGAUUUACUAGAUUUUAUCGCAGAGAAGCAUCAUCACCAGGCCUUCUGGUGAAGAUGCUAUUCAGUGCCUUGGAAAUGUUCUUAAUGCAUCUCUCUGAUUGGUUCAUUUCAGUACACAGUCACCAAUUUGUUAUUUUAUUAUCCCUUAUUAAUCCCACGAGGGGAAAUUCAGAUUUUCGCAUCUCUCCCCAAUUGGGGGAGUCAGAGCGCAGGGUCAGCUGCGGUACAGCGCCCCCUGGAGCAGGAAGGGUUAAGAGCCUUGCUCAAGGGCCCAACAGUGGCCACAUCGGGGCUUGAACCUCUGACCUUCUGAUCAGUAGUCCAGAGACUUAACCGUUGUGCCACCACUGUCCCUGUUUUUAUUUUUUUAUUUUUUUUAUUUUAUUAAAUAAAAAGAAUUGUCACUUGUCGUCAUAAUGUAAUUUUGUCAAGAAAUAAACUAUGUAGCUGUUAGAUUUAGAUCCUGGUAUAUUAAACCUAAAAUUACUCGUCAUGCUGUCGUUAAGCAGAGGUUUAAACGCAACUAGCGGUGAUUUAGACCUUAGAAUAAGAUGAAUAUAUAUGCAAUCAGUAAUACUAAAUUUUAUUUGCUCGUUAUUUACAUCAAUUUGUAGAUUUUUUUUUUUACUUUGACUUCUGUGGAUUGGUUGCUAAUAAUCUAUUGACUUCCACUCAAAGUUGUACUUAAAUAAAACAUGAAAAAAUCCAAAGACGGUGAAAGCUUUUUAUAGGCACUGUAGUUUCUUUUUGGGGGGUUGAUGCUUUAUUUGUAACCAAAGAUGUGGUUCCAGUUUGCAACAUGUAAGUGGUUUUGUCCUGAGACCUAUUUAAUCAACUACAACUUAAAAUCAAAAUUGUUUAAUCUUACAGUACAGAUUUCCAAUGUGUGAAUUUAACCGGAGUUAAGCAUGUUUCUGUUCUAGCCUCAGGAACUCACCUACUAGUAAAUAAUCAGACUUUGUGAUGCUUUCCUCACAUUAGAAAAUAAGGUUUAAAAUUCUGUAAAUGGUAUUUUAUUUGGGCUGAUAUUCCAUCUCGGCAUUAUUUUGUGGCUCUAAUUAUAAGCCCUUCUCAACCCUGAA